Schistosoma rodhaini is the source of this 1305-nucleotide messenger RNA. The record is from the annotation of a GenBank genome assembly. Lineage: Eukaryota; Metazoa; Platyhelminthes; Trematoda; Strigeidida; Schistosomatidae.
AUGUUUACUACAAUGGAUGUAUAUGAUGCAGCUUUAUCAAUCGGUCGUGAAUGUCAGUUAAUUGUCGAUGAAUAUGGUGAUGAUGUGUUAAGAGAUCUAAUGCCGAAAAUUGUCUAUAUUUUGGAAGAAUUAGAAGCAUGUACUAGUUAUUGUGAUAAAGAAAAAGAAGAAAUUGCUCGUCUUCAAACAGUUGCAGAUGAACUUCGUAAUGAUCAGAAAUCUGACAUUAUACUUAAAGAUAAAUAUGAUAAAAGUUUGGAACAACUUGAACAAAGCUGGUAUUGUGAAAGUCAAAAGUUAUUGCAAGAAAUUACUGAAUUAGAACAAGAAAAUGUUCGUUUAACACAUCAAUUAAUUUCUUCUUGUCAUAAAGAGGUCAGGGAACAGGACGAUCCCAAUGUCAUACGAAAUUGUGUAACGUGUGAUGAAUCAGAUAUUAUAUGUCCAACACCUCAUCAUUCAAAAGUAGGUGCUUUUUUAUUAGCCACUGCAAAGUUGGGUCUUGAAGGUGUUUCAGCCAAUCUUGACAUGGACAAAAUUUACGACAAAUUAAAAAAUAAACAUAAUGAGGAGGAAUUAUCUAAUAUGAUGUCUAGUUUACUAUUGGAAACAGAAGAAAGGAUACAGUUAACUGAACAAGAAAAUCGUGCAGCUGAUCUUCAACUAGUUCAACAAUUAAAAGAAUGUGUAGCAAUUAAUUACAAGACUGCACGACAAAUUCGUCGUGAAUUAACUGAAGUUGGCGCUUCAUUAGAUGCAUCAGAAGAAGAAGUUUGUCGUUUGGCUCGUCAAAGUGGUCAAUUAUUAGCAUCUUGUGCCCCUCAUAGACGUCAAACUGGUCAAUUAGUGUCAGAAAAAGCUACACUUGAAACACAGUUAUGUGUAAAAGAACGAGAAUUGGCUAAUUUACUGAAAGAUUUAUCAAAUAACGAUAUGUCACAUAAUAACCAAUCUGGAAUAAUGUCGAAUACAUGUGAAUCAAUACUACAAUUACCUGCCGGACAAGGUUUAGAAUCAAUUAAUUUUGAACAAGAAUCAAAUAGUACUAAUAAAUAUAUCUCUGUAGAAGAAUUACGUUAUCUGCUACAUGAACGAAAUGAACUUAAAUGUCGACUAAUUGAAUUGGAAGAAGAAUUGAGACUGUUAGAGUUAGAGAAUCAAAAGGAUCCAGAAGUAGAAGGACCUAUGUUGCCUGAACCACCUGAAAAACUUCGUCCAAAUUGGGAAAACCGUUCAACUAUAAAAACGAUCUUUCAAAAUCUUCUUCAUCAUUUAACUGAACGUGCUACAACUAUGUUAUCGUGA